GUGUAAUUUGAUGCGCCAUACCAUACAUAAUCUGUGGAAGGUUGGCGAACAUUUACUCUGUAAAAUAUGAACAAUUCUGGCGAGGAAACGAUUGAAAUGGCGAAAGCCGAUCAGCUUCAAGUUGAAGAAAGCUCAGAUGGAUCGAAGUCUACAGAACGAGGAAUCUGUUAUUACUUAGUGACCAUCUUGUCUUUCUUGUUGUUUAUUAUUACUUGCCCUUUGAGUAUUUUCUUUUGUUUGAAGAUUGUUCAAGAGUAUGAAAGAGCUGUUAUCUUCAGGCUUGGAAGGCUUCUUCCUGGUGGUGCAAAGGGUCCAGGUAUAUUCUUCAUUCUUCCCUGCAUUGACACCUACAGGAAAGUUGACCUCAGGGUUGUGUCCUUUGAUGUCCCUCCACAAGAGAUUCUAACUAAGGACAGUGUAACCGUUGCUGUUGAUGCUGUGGUCUACUUUAGAAUCUACAACGCUACUAUUUCCAUCACAAAUGUUGCAGAUGCCAAUCGCUCCACACGUCUUCUUGCUCAAACAACACUCAGGAAUGUCUUGGGUACAAAGAGUUUAAGUGAGAUUUUAUCAGAGAGAGACAACAUCAGUCAUAUCAUGCAGACAUCUCUUGAUGAGGCAACUGACCCAUGGGGAGUCAAAGUGGAGAGAGUUGAAGUUAAAGAUGUUCGUCUGCCACAACAGCUGCAGAGAGCUAUGGCAGCAGAAGCAGAGGCCACUCGUGAGGCCAGAGCUAAGGUCAUUGCUGCUGAUGGUGAAAUGAAUGCUUCCCGUUCUCUCAAAGAAGCUGCAGACAUUAUUGCUGAGAACCCUCAAGCAAUCCAACUGCGCUACCUACAAACACUGACUACCAUCUCUGCAGAGAAGAGUUCUACAAUCUUGUUCCCAUUGCCAAUAAAUUUCUUAUCAAGAUUAAUCCCUGAGAGAGGUAAGACAAGGUGAAGGGAGGAAAACUUUAUCAGAGCAAAAUCAAGAAAGUAAAUUUUAGAUCAUAACCAGGAAUCUAAAAAAAACAUUGCGCUGGCAUAUAUUAUAAAUGUUCAUUUAAAUUAGAUUUCAAAGAGUCACUAUAAUUAUCAUAAUUUUUACAGUGACUUUCAAAGGCCCAGUUUGCACCAUUAUGAUUAUGAUUUACACCAAAAUACUUCUAGUACCCAAAUACUUAGUAUCACCAUUAAACAAAUGUCAGACGGUUGAAAAAUCUAAUAUUAGCAUUUAAAGUGCUUAGAAAAGUGAGAUGGUCAGAGAUUCGAAAUGCACAAUACAAUUUAUAGAUUUUCUGUAAACUGAAAAUGGCUGCCUCCAGCCCUCACAGCCCCCAAAGCAUAAUGGUGCACACUGGGCCUUUAAAAUAGCACUACCAUUAGUUAAAAAACUGUUUUGACUUCCAAUCAAAAUUGUGGUUGUUGCUCCAUAUAGACCAAAACUAUUGACACUGCAAUAAAAAUGCUGCAUUCUCAGGCAUUCUUUGAAAAGAGAUCAUGUAAUGUUGAAAGACUUCUUCGUGGAGUUCAAACUCCAUGCUGAAACAAACCAAUUCAUUGAAGCUGAGUCAUUCACUAUUAGCGCUCAAACACAAUUUGGCUUGUCCAAUUUAGUUUCAUUUUGAUAUCCAAGAUGUGUUUGUAAUCUAUAAACCAACACAUUAAAUACAAAACCAUUUGCUCCGUGUUUGCUUUCGACCUUGACAGGAGAUAUAUUUAUUAUUAUUUGGCUAUUCUUAUUCUCAUAGGAGAAUGUUUCAGCCCRUUAUCUAUGUAGAUGUAAUAUAUCUAACCAAAAAGAGUUAAUACAGAUUUUGCAUUAUUAUAAAUUAGAUUUGUAUUUGUUCAAAUAUUAUAGAGUGCAUUUCAUAUGUCUAUGAAUAAAAUGUAGUUGUUACCUGUAAUCUAUCUCAUGGCGCAUAAAUAUGGACUUAAUGGCUUAUCAAUAAUAGUUCUUUUAAGGGAAUAUUAUAUUGUUUUCUUUGUUUCCUUCUAAAUUACUUGAUCUUGUUAAGUGAUAGGGUCUCAGUAGUCAGUAACUAUUUAUGUUUUAUUUUACAGACAUAUGGAAUGCAAUCUUUUGUUGAAUCUAAUCAAGAUGGGAUUAUGCAAAAUCAACUAUAUCAUAUUGACUUGACUUAAUUGAAUUAAUAAAAAGUGGUAGAGAAACA
Exaiptasia diaphana is the source of this 2155-nucleotide messenger RNA. RefSeq names its product mechanosensory protein 2. The record is from RefSeq and is a predicted model, not a curated record. Gene Ontology annotation, cellular component: plasma membrane. NCBI's taxonomy places the organism in Eukaryota, Metazoa, Cnidaria, Anthozoa, Actiniaria, Aiptasiidae. Bases 67 to 942 code for a protein of 291 amino acids. The transcript is spliced from 9 exons.